Molecule: messenger RNA, 621 nt
Organism: Diuraphis noxia (Russian wheat aphid)
Lineage: Eukaryota; Metazoa; Arthropoda; Insecta; Hemiptera; Aphididae
Source: RefSeq, a predicted model, not a curated record
AUGGAAAAUGAUAAUGGUAUAGUUAUUGGUCACUGGAAAGAUAAAAGAUCCGUUAGAUUCAUAACUACAAAACAUACUGUAAACAUAAUUGAUACAGGUAAAAAAAAUCGAUUAGGUGAAAAUGUAAAGAAACCAGAAGCAAUAUUGUUUUACAAUAGGUUCAAGCAAGGUGUAGAUAUCUCAGAUCAAAUGUCUAGCUACCAUAAUGUUCUUAGAAAAACCAUACGGUGGUACCAUAAAGUUGCGUUUGAGUUUCUCUUUGGUACGGCAGUUGUAAAUGCAUGGAACGUUUAUAAAAGUGUUACAAAUAAUAGUAAUAUGCAAAWAAAAAAAUUCCGUGAAAAUYUCAUUCRUGAAUUACUUAGUGAUGUUAUUUCUUCAAAGUUGUCAAUUCCAUCAGUCUCUCCAAAAUUUGUAAAAAUACCACAUAACUUGAUAGAGAUGGAAGGCAAAUCUGGGAAUUYAAACAGAAAAAAACGUAGGAAAUGUGUAGGUUGUUAUGAAAAUCKGAGGUUGACAUUGGGCCMAACAGAAUCCAAGAAAAAAUGCAAAAUGAUUUCAACAAUUUGCCAAGACUGUGACAAACCAUAUUGUUYACAUUGUUUUCAACAUAAACAUUAG